Molecule: messenger RNA, 852 nt
Organism: Arachis duranensis
Lineage: Eukaryota; Viridiplantae; Streptophyta; Magnoliopsida; Fabales; Fabaceae
Exons: 2
Coding region: 1-852 (283 amino acids)
Source: RefSeq, a predicted model, not a curated record
AUGAAGGACAUUUUGAGUCAUAAGAAUGAUUGGAGAGAGACAGAAACAGUUUUCCUCACUAAAGAGUGCAGUGCAAUAAUUCAAAAUAGCUUACCAGAGAAGGUUAAGGACCUUGGAAGCUUUAUGAUACUAUGCACUCUAUGUAAUGCUUGUACAAGGACAACUCUAUGUGACCUUGGAGCAAGCAUCAAACUAAUACCUGCUUCAUUAAUAAAGAAGCUUUGCUUGAUUGAGAAAGUCAAACCAACCUGCAUAUGCCUUCAACUUGCUGAUGGUUCUAUUAAGAUACCAUCAGGAGUAAUCGAAGACAUGAUUGUCAGGGUUGGACCCUUUGCUUUUCCCACUGACUUUGUGGUGUUGGACAUGGAAGGGCACAAGAGUGCAUCCCUGAUUCUAGGGAGACUCUUCCUAGUUACAGGACGAACCUUCAUUGAUGUUGAAAAAGGGGAAGUAACCCUUAGAGUUAAUGAGAAAAAGUUCAUAUUGAAUGUUGUAAAAGCCAUGCAGCAUCAAGACACCCUAAAGGAAUGCAUGAGCAUUGACGUUGUUGAUUCCCUAGUGAAAGAAGUAAACAUGGCUGAGAGUCUCAAGGAAGGGCUGAAUGACAUCCUUACUGAUGAACAGCCUGACUUAGAGGAUCCUUUGGAAAUUCCUAAGGAAAAGGAGAAGUCUCCAAAGCUUGAGCUCAAGCCAUUACCAUCUUUCCUGAAAUAUGCAUUUCUGGGAGAUGGAGAUACUUAUCCUACAGCAUCGUGGUUUGCAAACAUUGUAAAUUACAAGGCUAUAAGGUUCAUUCCCAAGGAGUUUAACAGGAAGCAAGCCCUGAAACUCAUGCAUGAUGCAAAGUAUUAG